AUGUCUUCUUCCUUUUCCGAAGAUUCAGAUGAGAAUUUCUCAAUUGUUGAUGAAGAUGAAUAUCGGAAAAAUAUGGGACUCGAGAGAAGUAAAUGGAAAACGUGAGUAGAGGAACUUUUAGAGAUUAUAAAUAAGUUUUAAUUUAUUACAGGCUAGGAGGAGUUGAUAAACUUCAAAAAAUAAGUAAAUCGAUUCACGCAUUGUCGCAAGAAUUUCGCGAAAAGUUAGCGGAAAUCGGAGAUAAUUCAAGAGAGCAAUUUCCAGUUUUUGAGGACGAUGAGAUCGAGGUGGAAAUCAGGAGAAAUGUGAAGAUCCAGAAAACCGCCGCGAAAUUCGGGCAGCUUUUAUGGCCGGAUUUUUUUGCGAAACUAAUUGAGGAUUCUGAAGAAGAAGACGCAGUUUUCGAAGACUGGGAUGUUGCUCAUCUUAAAGAAUACAUCGAAAAUCACCCAUUUUUAUUCAAAGAUUGGGAUCGAUAUUAUUCCCCAGCAAAUCGAGAAUUCCAUUAUUAUUUAUUCGUCAAAUUCCUGGCCAGGUUUUUGAGAAACAAUGAAGAUCGCAUAAGAUUCGAUAAAUUAAACGAUAUUUUACACAAAACUCAAAUUUUCCGACAUCGCGGAUCGCUGGAAAUCCAAGAAGAUUUGGCUGGAAUUCUUCUAACUAAUCAGAUCUUCUUUGGUGUGGAAGAGGAAGAUCAACAAGAUGUUAUAAUUCUAAAAUCAGAAGCAGCUCUUGAAAAUAUCUCACUUUGGGAGGAAUGCGCAAUCGAUUUGGUGCGUGGCAAAGAUGAGAGUGAAAAUCUAGAUUUGAGUCGGAAAUGUGUGGUUUUCGGAAAAGUUGUGAAUUUCAAUCGUUUCAAAGUCGGCGUCAAAAUUCUCAAAUAUUUCGCUCUACUCGACCCAAAAACCACCUAUAUUUUCAUCGAACUUUCGAAAUUCGCGAUAAAAGAAGCGGAUAUUGCGGGAAUUUUUGAAAUCGGUUCCACAAUUUUGUGCGAAGUUUAUCGAGUUGGACAUAUCAAUCAGAAUUGUAAUUAUAUUUGCACUAAUUAUCGAAUACUUUGCGAUACUGAUCAACAAUUUGAUGAUUUCCCAUUUUGCGAUUUUGUGGAAGAAAAUGAAACUGACGAAAAGCUAGAAACCCAGCUAGAAAAUCUGAAAUUACAGCAGCAGCAGCCAGAAGUUCCCGAGAAAACCCUGAACUUGAAAUCAAUAAUCGAUCAAAGUUUAGAAAUCGGUGGAGAAGUUAGUGCAUUCGAUAUUGUCUCAAUAUUAGAAGGUUAUGGUUUUGAAUACGCUGAAGUUCUCAAUUUUAUUCGUGAACAACCACAUUUCUAUGAGAUUUCGGAUGAUGGUUGUAAUUGUAGAUUACGCGACAAGGAAAAUGUAGAGAAAUUGGUGAAGAUGGUGGAGAAAAUGGUGGAGAAUGAGGGUGUGGAGACGGAAAAUAUUGAGUGAGUUUUUGCUGAUCACGAUGUUUAAAAUUGCAAAACUCAACUCCUAAUAUGAGUUAUGACGUGGAAAAACGUGUCAAUAUCCGAUUUUCCAAGGCUAUAACUUUGAAAAAUCAGAAACCGUCUUCAAAACCGAUGGAUUUUCGGACAAAAAUCGAUAUUUGAGCAUUAGAGCGCAUUUAAUCCUCCGAAUUCAAACAUUCUCAUGUGAAAUUCAGAAGCAAAUGCGCUCUAGUGAUAAAAUAUCCCAUUUUCAGUGGAAAAUAAAAAAUGAUUGUAAAAUCAGGAAUUUUCAACUUUGCCACGUCAUAACUCAUAUUAGAAGUGAAGCUCUGCAAUUUUGGAUAGCGGAAUUGUGAGUUUUCAACUCCUAAUAUGAGUUAUGACGUGGCAAAGUUGAAACUCUCUAAUUCUCUUUUUUAAAUAUUCAAAAAAUUAUGUAUUUUCAUUGAAAAUUAGAUAUUUUAUCACUAGAGCGCAUUUGCUUCUGAAUUUUAAAUGAGAAUAUUUGAAGUCGGAGGAGUAAAUGCGCUCUAACGCUAAAAUAUCGAUUUUUGUCUGAAAAUCCAUCGGUUUCUGAUUUUUUCAAAGUUAUAGCCGUCUUGAAAAAUGUUAUAGCCUUGGAAAAUCCGGAAUUUUUCAAACUUUGCCACGUUAUAACUCAUAUUAGUAUUUUUUGAAGUCAGCUAACAAUAGGCUUGAAAAAUCCGGAAUUUUUCAAAUUUUUCCACGUCAUAACUCAUGUUAGGCCAAAAAAUCCCAUGUUUUUCCAGAAUUGGUCUACCCGAAAAAGAUUUCCACGAACUUUGGCCAAUCAUUGCUGACAAAUUCGAAACCACAAGCGAAAAUGAGAAAGUUUUCAUUCGACCCAAGCAAAAAUUUGUUCAAGGAAUUUUUCUAUAA
Messenger RNA from Caenorhabditis angaria, 2356 nucleotides. Lineage: Eukaryota; Metazoa; Nematoda; Chromadorea; Rhabditida; Rhabditidae. The record is from the annotation of a GenBank genome assembly.